Molecule: messenger RNA, 1197 nt
Organism: Plasmodium knowlesi strain H
Lineage: Eukaryota; Apicomplexa; Aconoidasida; Haemosporida; Plasmodiidae
Product: acetyl-CoA acetyltransferase, putative
Exons: 3
Coding region: 1-1197 (398 amino acids)
Biological process (GO): fatty acid beta-oxidation
Molecular function (GO): acetyl-CoA C-acetyltransferase activity
Source: RefSeq, a predicted model, not a curated record
AUGAUGACAACAAGCAAUUUGAGAAGGGUGUUCGUUGCGGGCUAUGCCAGGACGCCCAUCGGUUCCCUUGGUGGGAGCUUGUCCCAAAUACCUGUGCAUAAGUUAGCCGCCCCAACCAUCUUGAAAGCCCUGGAGAGAAGCCAAAUUGAAAAAGACGAAGUGGACUGCCUAAUUUUCGGACAGUCCCUACCCGCGGGGUGCGGCCCCUUGCCCCUCCAGAGGGUGGUAGUUUCGACGGGAAUAAACCUAAACGCGAAGACGCACCUGGUAAGUAACCUGUGUUGCGGAGGGCUGGACGCCAUCACCCUCGGUUAUGAGCUAAUAAAAGGCGGGAAGGAUAUCUGCGUAGUUGGCGCCAUGGAAUCAAUGUCGCAAAGCCCCUUUUAUUUAAAAAAUAUAAGAACAGAAAAGUACCAUCUGGGUAAUUGCCUAAUAAAUGAUAGCAUCGUCUGCGAUGGGUACGACUACAUUGUUAACAACAAAGAAUUAAAAAAAAAUAAUAACAUGGAACAGUUUUGCAAAAAAUAUAAAAUCCCCAGAGUAGACCUCGAUGCUUAUGUUGUCAAAUCGUUUAAAAGAACAGCCAAUGCGUACAGUGAUAAUUUAAUUCAACAAGAAUUAUUUCCGUUAAUAAUCCAAAAGAAGAAAAACCCCAUCACGAAUGAAAAAACGGUUAUAGAAACAGACGAAAUGUACAAAAAAUAUAACCUUGAUGAUAUUUGUAAUUUAAGUAUUGACUCUGUAGUAACGAGCUGUAAUACUGCACCGUUGGCAGAUGGUGCUUGUGCAAUUGUACUUAUGAGUGAACAUAAAAUAAACCAACUGCAAAUAAAUCCCUUAGUGCAGAUUGUAACCUAUGAUCAUGCAUCCGUCUACCCUUCUGAUGCUCCACUCAGUAUUUCUCACUCAAUUAUCAAGUGUCUUAAAAAGGUAAAUAAAUCUUCUGUUGAUUAUUACGAGAUUAAUGAAUCCUCCGCUUUAGACGUAGUGUACAACAUUCGCAACCUAGGCUUAGACGACUCUAAUGUAAAUAUAAAUGGCGGGGCUUUAUCCAUAGGCCAUCCUAGCUCUGUUUCCGGAUCCAGGAUCCUCAUUUCGCUCAUUACUGCUUUGAAAAAUUUUGACAUGAAAUUGGGUUGCGCUUCUAUAAAUAACUACCUAGGCACAUCUACCUCUGUCAUUGUGGAAAACGCUUAG